Striga asiatica is the source of this 774-nucleotide messenger RNA. Lineage: Eukaryota; Viridiplantae; Streptophyta; Magnoliopsida; Lamiales; Orobanchaceae. The record is from the annotation of a GenBank genome assembly.
AUGCACGCACACAGACAUUCUCACACGGCGAAGCACCGCCGCUUACCUCCCUCACCGGCGCCACACAUACGUCAUCAGCUCCAUGACCGUCGGGGACCCGAGAUUUCCGGCGACACUGAUAGAAGGAGGACCGUCGUCCAAGGCCGUCGGAGUACACUGAUGGGACGGCGCCUCCGUACAAGCCGUUCUUCCCGUCGCCGUCCGGUUAUGCCAACCAUUUCGCCGCCUCCGACGACGCCUCGACUGUGCGCCUUCGUAAAUGUCGUUCUUCCCAUUGUCGUCGAUUUACGCCCCCCCGGCGCCGACGGGCGCCUCGACUGUGCGCCUCCGCACACGUCGUUCCUCCCAUCACCGUCCACUCACGUCAGCCAUUCUGCCGCCUUCGACAACACCGUGCAGCCGCACCAGCCCGCCGCCCCACUGUCGCAACAUCCUCUCUGCAAUUCUCUGUGCGCCACCUCAGCUGCCGUCGCGUCGCCUCGCCCGUCAGCCAUCUCGUCUCCGUCACCGUCGCAUCGCGCCGCCUCCUUCUGCAUCUCCUUCGUCAGAAUCGCCACAGUCCGCUGCGGCGUCGCACAGCCUCGGUCUGCCGCCUCGCUGUAUCGCCGUCGUUUGUAUCUCCUCCGUCUGAUGCUGCAUCGCCUUGCCUUCGACCACUGCCACCGCAUCGCCUCACAUCCGACCACCAUCGAUCUCCGACCGCUGCUGCGACUCAUCGCCUCCACCCGCCACCGUGACGCCUUGCCUGCAUCCGUCGUCUCUUUGACCGGUUAA